This is a messenger RNA of Rhincodon typus (whale shark), 2612 nucleotides long. It is a transcript of the gene ildr2b, whose product is annotated as immunoglobulin-like domain containing receptor 2. NCBI's taxonomy places the organism in Eukaryota, Metazoa, Chordata, Chondrichthyes, Orectolobiformes, Rhincodontidae. The transcript has 10 exons. Gene Ontology annotation, cellular component: membrane. The record is from RefSeq and is a predicted model, not a curated record. Gene Ontology annotation, biological process: pancreas development. The coding region runs from base 154 to 1956 and encodes 600 amino acids.
CUUUAAUUGAUUCGAGGUGACAGAAACGGGGUGGUGUUUCACAGAGAGACACACACACGGAGAUUACAAUGAGGAAUCGGAAUUUAAUUUAUCAUCGGGGAUUAAAUUGUAUCGAGUUCUAACAAAAUAUUUGGGAUGUAAAAGGCGCUGAAAAUGUGGGUCUCUGGAUUCUCAUGGUGGAUGCCCAUUGUCUGCUUGGCAGGUGUAUCCCUUGGUGUUCAAGUGACCAUUUCAGAACAGAAAAAAAUAGCUAUGUUGUUCCAGCCUGUUGUUCUACAUUGUCAGUAUUCAACUACAUCUGCCCAACAACCAGUGGUACAGUGGCGCUUUAAAUCAUACUGCAAGGACCGUACUAGAGAUGCCUUCAGCAUUCACAGCACAGCUGCACACGUCAUCAGCCAGAAAGAACAGAGUCCUACGUGGGACCCAUAUCUAGACUGUGCAGACAACAGUCGUACUGUCCGAAUUGUGGCUUCCCGUCAGGGUUCUGCAGUCACCUUAGGAGAGUACUACAAAGGACGAGAAAUCACCAUUAUCAAUAAUGCAGAUCUCCAGAUUGGAAGGUUACACUGGGGAGAUAGUGGGGCUUAUUACUGCUCUGUUAUCACUCCAGAUGACAUUGUGGGUAACAGUGAACAAAGAAUGGAACUCCUUGUGUUGGAAUGGGCAUUUGUUGCUUUAGUGCUCUCAGGAUCUCUAAUAUUCCUCAUCUUACUUGGUGUAUGCUGGUGCCAGUGCUGUCCUCACACAUGUUGUUGUUAUGUCCGCUGCCCAUGUUGUCCAGAGUCUUGCUGUUGCCCUCGAGCCUUGUACGCAGCUGGGAAAGCAGUAAAAGCUGGACAUCUUCCCAAUGUUGCAGCCUAUCCAUCGUACUACAUCCCUAGGGUACCCAUAUCACCAAGUGUAAUUGAUUCAAAGCCUCUGCCUCCAACUGCACGUGUGGACAAUGAUAUGGGAGGAUCUGUACGAAGUGGCUACAGGAUUCAAGCCAACAAAGAGCAAGACUCCAUGAAGGUCCUUUAUUAUGUAGAAAAGGAACUGGCACAAUUUGACCCCUCUCGGAGAAAAUAUGAACAAUCCAGUAACAUGUCGGAGCUGAGUUCACUUCACGAUCAGGACAGUGAUUUCCGCCAGACCUUUUCUCAGGCUCGAAAACAAGUGGUCCCUGCAAUUACUGCCCAGGACAAUGACUCAGCAUUCAGGGGUCAGCUGACAAGAGGAUCGGGACAUUUCAAGAACAGAGAAAGACGAGAUCACGAACGUUGCAGUAGCAGGUCACGGUCUCGAUCUCGAUCUUGUGAAAGACAAAGGAUUGAAUUCCAUGACAAAGACCAAACAAGGUCACUGGAUGAACUUGAACAAUUUGCAGAAUCAUACCAUUACAAGGGGAGGAGGGGUAAUUCCCUAGAGCCUGAAAGGUGGGAGAGAAAAAGUACUGACAGAGGGGAUUAUUAUAGAGCACUCAGAGACCGGUAUCACUAUCAAGAUAGCUCUUUGGAUGAUUACUAUAACAAAAGGAGUCGAAGCAGGAAUGAGCGGUAUGAUACUGACCAGGGACAUAUUUAUAAUAGUCAAAGGAAGAGAGAUAGGCAGGAAGAAUAUCCACUAAGGUGCACAAAUGAGGGCAUCAGAGCUUAUGAUGAUGCUUUUAUAAGCAAUGCUUUGGAGAGAAAAGCCAAAUGCAAAUCUUACAAUGAGAGCUAUGGCAGUGAAACACCUUCCAAAACCAGCAUCAAGCGAGGGAAUGACCAUUACUAUGGGAAACCUCCAAGCUACAGGGCAGAAGAGGAAGAGACACUGCCUCCAUACACUGAAAUGCACUUGCAGAGGCUUAGGCCAGAAGAACUGGCAGGAAGAGCCUACUACCAGAAAAUGGAAUGCAGUCAUGAGAGGAAAGAACAAACAAGGCAGAAGAAAGCUAAUCAUUUCCCAGCCAGAGAUGCUCUUGUGGUGUGAAACUAAAAAGAAUUAAGUGAAGAUUCUGUUUCCAAGAUGGUACUGCUUGACAAAUGAGAAAUGCCAAGGAUUUCAGAAUGUUGGGGACAUCAUCUGUUCUACAUGGGAACUCUACAAUAUUUGAUAAAAUGGAUUGCAAAACACUCGGAACUGACUACUACAGUUCCAUAUUUUAAAGUAUUAUGAGUCUCUGGGAGAUUUGUCAGAUUGGUUUACAUGUACAGUAUUAACGUGGUGGCUUUAGCACCUACCACAAUUUAUGUGAUGGUUGAUGACAUUCUAGAACUUAGGAACAAAAUUUUUGUUUUGGAUUAUCAAUUCAAUACAGCGGAGUGUGAACAUUACCUUACCCAUUUGGUCCAGACACUAGGUGGCAUUAUAAAAUUUCAAAUAAACCAUAGAAUCAUGGAAUUUUAUAGUACAGAAAAAAAAUCAUGUAGCUAAACACCACGUAUGCUUUUCCUCUAAAGGAACUAUUUACUUAGUUACCUUCCUAAGUUCUUGAGCUAUUUUCUUGUUUCAAAUACUUAUGCAUCUUCCCUUUAAACACAGCUAUGGGACCAGUUUUCCAACUAUUACUGCUGUAGAAUCCCAUGCCUUAACCAAUCCAAACAAAUUAUUUCCUUAACUCCCAGUUCUGUUGGUGAUAAAAUUAA